AUGACUGACCCCUCAGGAGCAAAUGCCGGCGGCGCUGGCAGUUUGCAUCGGAUCCCUCCCUUACGAGGAGCCAACAACUAUAACGUUUGGCGUAUCCAAAUGGAGGACGUACUCACCGACCUCGAUUUAUAUGGACACGCAGACGGAUCGAAACUUAAACCGAACUCUAAGGUAGAAGUUGCGAUCACCGGCCGUAAAGACGAUGAAGGUAACCGCUUACCUGACUUGGAAGUCGACAGCGACAACCCCUUAUAUGCGUCUUGGAUUAAAGCCGACCGCAAAGCGCUAUUGAACAUAAGACUAAGAGUUGACGGAAGUGUACUUACUCACAUACAAGGUUGUACAACUGCCGCCGACGCCUGGUCUACGUUAGAAGCCACAUUCCAAGUCAAAGGUACUGUUGGACUCAUUGACUUACGGAGACGAUUCUUCAGUCAUUGGAUGACCGAUGGUGAAGACAUCGAGGAACACAUCCAGCGAAUGCGCGGAUGGUACCAACAAAUAAACAGUAUCAGUAAGGACUCAUGCACUGAGGUCGAUUGGAUAACAACGCUCAUUGCAAGCUUACCUGAUAGCUGGGAUACGUUUACGCAAUCUCAAUUGCUCAAUCAACCUGUUGUUCCCAAACCUACCACUGUUUGCAACAAUCCUGUUAUGCGCACUGGUAAUAAUUCUAUUUCUAACUCUACUCUACAAACAAUCAAUGCGCUCAAAGGUAACGUCUCAACCGGAGCCCAAACCCGCAGUAGGAAUCCUAACCCUACUCACGUCUCCCUCCAACAAGAACGUGGCGGAGUCAGGAUUAAACUCCCCAACAACGUUGCGACAGACCUCCCCAACGCCGCAAGCAUGCACUCUGACAGCUCCAACAUUGAUCUUGACGCAUAUACCUUCUCCACCAACACCUCCUCCAUACUCUCCGCCCCUACCAUCCCGUCCAAGCUUGCCUACCCGCUGGCAACCCCGCCAGCGACCAAACUGGACACCUACCUCAACCUAUCCAAAUCAACUUCAACCAAAUUGGAUACCACCCUGGCAACACCCGGGGAUGUGGAACACGAAUGGGCCUAUGCCGCCAAGCUAUCCGCGCCCAACAACCACCCGACUGUUGCGGAAGCGCUUGCCGGACCGGACGCAGAGGAAUGGCAAAAAGCCAUGGCAAAGGAGGUUAGUACAUUCAAGAAAAUGGAUACAUACAAUCUCACCAAUCUACCACCCGGACACAAGGCAAUUGGAAACGCAUGGGUAUUCACACUCAAGCGUAACGCCAACGGCACACCAGCCCGCUACAAGGGACAACUAGUAGCCCAAGGUUUCAGCCAACAACCUGGUAUUGACUUUGAUGAGACGUUUGCACCUGUACUCAAUGUUAAUUCUGCGUACCUACAUGCAAAAGUAAACAAAGAAUUAUACAUGCAACAGAUCCCAUAUUUUGAAGACGGCCGCAUGUGGAACAAACUAUACAAUACCAAGCUCAAAAGCCUUGGAUACUCGCCAUGCCUUACUGACGCGUGCGUGUACAAACGCAUGGUCAACACUGAGGGUGAGCUUUGCAUAUCCAUUAUUGCUACGCACGUUGACAAUUCUAUUGUUAUUACUUCACGCAAUCACACUGAAUCUGCCAUAGCCAAACUCUUACACAAAUUCAACAUGCAAGACUUAGGAAAUAUCCAUCAUUUCCUAGGCAUUGCUAUUGUUCAAAACCCAAUCAUUGCAGGACUCAACAACGCUUACCCGGCCGACACACCAAUCAGUCCAAUGACUCAACUCACGCAAUACAAAGGUACCAAACCAAAAUUCAAUUAUGACAUUGCUUACGCUGUUGCUCACUUAGCACAAUUCACUACGUGCUACGGACCCGCACACGUGACUGCUGUCAAUUGCGUGGUUUGA
Molecule: messenger RNA, 1893 nt
Organism: Rhizoctonia solani
Lineage: Eukaryota; Fungi; Basidiomycota; Agaricomycetes; Cantharellales; Ceratobasidiaceae
Product: Retrovirus-related Pol polyprotein from transposon TNT 1-94
Exons: 8
Coding region: 1-1893 (630 amino acids)
Source: RefSeq, a predicted model, not a curated record